UGAAGAGCCUACUUCUUGUUGUCUUCUGAAUUGCCAUUAUGUCUACUUCUGCAUCUAGCACAAGUAAUUCAGGAAUUGAAAAUAUACUUAUGGAGGGCUCUCCUAUCAGAACACUUGUUGAUGGAGUUUUGAAGGAUGGUUCUUCUUCAGAACUUACAACCUACAUUGAACUUUUUAAUCAAUUCUAUCCAUUCUUAAAGACUUUGACUGAUAGUAUUGACCCUUCUACCGGAGAAAUUUUAAAGCAUGUUGAUUACAGCUACUGUUUCUAUGAUGACCAUAAAAAUCCAGUCCUUUGCUUCACUGCUGACUGGACUUUCAUUAUUGGGUUCCAUUCUGAGCAAUUCUCUGAUGAUGAUAGGUUCUAUAACCUGACUGUCACUCCUUAUGCCACUAUGCAUGUUGAUUUCUCUGUCAACACGUACACUGGACCUGCAAAGAUCGCUGUUGGACCAUCUAUUGAGUUUGUCCAUUUCAGAGCACCAAUAAGCUUUGAGUUAGAGACAAGAGAUAAAUUCUGCUACUCUGGAGACCUCAAUAUUAAGCCAAUCUCCCUCCUUACUACUGCAACUGCUGAGUUUUUAGAGUGUGAAAUCACUAUCCCAGAAGAAACAACCAGAUGUCAAUGGGAUGAAGGAGUUGGAGCGAAGAUUUUCGAAGUCUUACUCACUGAAGGAUAUGGAUCAACUCUCCUCGAUAGAGUUUGCUUCGAUUCAAACUAAUCUUAACCAUUUGUGAUAAGUUUGAUUACUCAUACC
Molecule: messenger RNA, 758 nt
Organism: Moneuplotes crassus
Lineage: Eukaryota; Ciliophora; Spirotrichea; Euplotida; Euplotidae
Source: the annotation of a GenBank genome assembly